AUGGCAAUUCUUCCUCCUCCCACUGGCGAGCACAUCGCUCCGCCAGAAGCGUCCUCCUUCUUCAAGGAAGGCUACGGCUACGUCGACUUGUUGCACAAGUACCUCCCCUUCCCAGGCACGUUAUCCGACAGAGCGGUCCCCGUGCCAGGCUCCCAGAAGGGCGACCUGUCAGCCAUCUACAGAAACGCCCUCAGUCCCGGGGGCGUCAAGGACUCCUUGUUUCCCAGCGUGCGGACGCUUCCACAGUUGUUUGACAACGCUGUGAAGCACUUUGGCGAUAAUUCCGUAUUCACGUUCAGAGAACACGACUACGUCAACAACACCCCCACCGAGAACAAGGUCAGCUUGUCCUACAAGCAGGUGGACGGGUUGAUCAACGACUACGGUGCUGGAUUGUUGUAUUUGCUCGAAGUCAACCCGUUCAAGAACGCUGCAAAGUUUGCAAGUCACGCCAAAAUUGACGCCCACGAACUGGCCUACAAGAGCUACGACAAGGACAACUUCUCGUUUGUCUUGACCAUCUACUCCGCCAACAGACACGAGUGGGUGUUGACCGACCUCGUCAGCAGCGCGUACUCCAUCACCAACACCGCGUUGUACGACACCUUGGGAGCACUGACGUCCGAAUUCAUCUUGGAACUGACCGAGUCGCCAGUCGUGGCACUUUCCAAGAACCACAUCGUCGACAUCCUCGACUUGAAGGCCCAGAACCCUGAACAGUUGGGUGCGUUGGUGUUGAUGAUCUCGUUCGACCCAUUGACGCCCCAGGACUCUGAAUUGGUGGCCAGAGCACGCAGUGAGAACAUCGUGUUGGUGUCCAUGGACCAGGUGAUCAAGACGGGUCAGGUGUUCCCCAAGGAACGUUUGUUGCCCUCGCCAGACACCUUGUACACCAUCAGUUUCACCUCGGGAACCACAGGCUCCAAGCCAAAGGGAGUUAUGUUGCAGCAGAGAGCUGCGAUUUCUGCCGUCAGUUUGGUAUUGGUGGGGUCAGGAUACGAGGCCAAGAGCAACUUCUGCUUCUUGCCGUUAGCCCACAUCUACGAACGUCAAAUGACGUUAUCUGGAAUGACCUACGGCUCCACCAUCAACUUCCCCCAAUUGAACGGGUCGCCAUUGACCUUGGUCGAAGACUUGAAGUUCUUCAAGCCUGAGGCCCUCAGUAACGUCCCUAGAGUGUACACCAAGUUCGAAGCAGCCCUCAAGGCUGCCACCGUCGACUCCAACUCCUCCAUCGCCAAAGCCAUUUUCGGCAAGGCCAUUGCCACGAAGCAGGAACUUCAAGAAAGAAGCGAUGGCGACAAGGGCUCCCACUUCUUGUACGACCGCUUGCUCUUCCCUAAGUUGAAGGCGGCCUUGGGGCUCGACAACACCCAGUUCUUGGUUACUGGUUCGGCCCCCAUCAGUGUGUCCACCAUCAAGUUCUUGAGAGCUGCGUUGAACGUGGGAUUUGCUCAGGGUUACGGGUUAACUGAAUCGUUUGCAGGAAUGAGUCUUUCCAACAAGUACGAGGCCCAGCCUGGUACUUGUGGUGCUCCAUGCAUUGGAUGUGAAAUCAAAGUUCAACAAUUGCCUGAAAUGGGCUAUGGUAUCAACGACGAGGGUGGCCCAAGAGGUGAACUCUUGUUGAGAGGCCCCCAGAUGUUCACUGGUUACUUCAAGAACGAGGAAGAAACCAAGAAGACCAUCGAUGACGAGGGUUGGUUCCAUACUGGAGAUGUUGCCCAGAUUGUCGCUAGCACUGGUCAAAUCAAGAUUAUUGAUAGAGUCAAGAACUUCUUCAAGUUGAGUCAAGGUGAGUACGUCACCCCAGAAAAGAUUGAAAACACCUACAUGUCAACCGACCCAAUCAUUUCCCAAUGUUUCGUCCACGGAAACUCUACCAAGAGUUUCUUGGUCGGUAUUGUCGGUAUCGAUGUGCCAUUGGCCACUAAGUUUUUGCUCAAGCAAGGUGUCGCCAAAUCUUCGAUUGAAAGCCCCGAAGGUCUUUUGAAGGAAAUCAACAAGCCUGCUCAUAAGAAAGCGUUGUUGACCCAAAUCAACGGAAACAUCAAGAACAAGUUGUUAGGUUUUGAGAAGUUACACAAUAUCUACCUUGAAGUCGAGCCUUUGACCGGCGAAAGAAACUUGAUCACCCCAACCGUGAAGAUCAAGAGACCAAUUGCCGCGAAGUUCUUCAAGGAGCAAAUUGACAACAUGUACGAAGUAGAAGGUUCGUUGAUCAAUAGCUCCAAAUUAUGA
This is a messenger RNA of Suhomyces tanzawaensis NRRL Y-17324, 2241 nucleotides long. It is a transcript of the gene FAA2-3, whose product is annotated as Faa2-3p. The transcript has a single exon. Gene Ontology annotation, cellular component: endoplasmic reticulum; membrane. The record is from RefSeq and is a predicted model, not a curated record. Gene Ontology annotation, biological process: long-chain fatty acid metabolic process. Lineage: Eukaryota; Fungi; Ascomycota; Pichiomycetes; Serinales; Debaryomycetaceae. The coding region runs from base 1 to 2241 and encodes 746 amino acids. Gene Ontology annotation, molecular function: long-chain fatty acid-CoA ligase activity.